AUGGCCCAGAACCAAGGGGAGGUUCAAGUAACACCGACCCAACCUGUAAAAGAUAAGGAUAUAUACGCUUGCCUUCCCGAUAUACGAACAAACGGCCCACUUGGUCCUGACGAACCUUGUCCUGGUGGUGAGGAGUUGCGAUGGUUACCUGCUCAGGCUACAGACAGGGAUCUUGUUAUGUACUUGAGAGCUGCUCGUUCAAUGGCAGCAUUCGCAGGUAUGUGUGAUGGUGGAUCGCCAGAUGAUGGCUGCGUUGCAGCGAGUCGGGAUGAUACAACUAUCAAUGCUCUAGAUGUUUUGCAUGACUCUGGUUACGACCCGGGAAGGGCUCUACAGGCACUAGUAAAAUGCCCAGUCCCGAAAGGAAUUGAAAAAAAGUGGUCAGAAGAAGAAUCGAAACGAUUUGUAAAAGGUAUCCGACAAUUCGGUAAAAAUUUCUUUAAGAUAAGAAAAGAUUUACUUCCUCACAAGGAUACUGCUGAAUUAGUUGAGUUUUAUUAUUUAUGGAAAAAGACUCCCGGGGCAAGUAGUAACAGACCUCACAGAAGACGUCGACAGGCUUCUUUGAGGCGUGUUCGCAAUACAAGGAAUUCUCGUGCAGGGACACCUAAGGAGCAAACUCCAGAAGCAACACCCACAGUGCCUGAUACAAAUGGUUCUAGGCCCUCACCCAAUCCAAAAGAAGCAGGUGAAAUGAGUUCUGUCACAGAAGAUGAAAAUUCUGAAGAUGAUAGUGAUUCUAGAGAAGCCGGAGAUCUUGCUAAGGUUGAUAAUGGCAGGGUUGAAAAUCCUGAUGAUUCUCCAAGCAGAAUGAGAACAAGAAAUAAAUGUAAAGAACAAACUACUCCAAAUGGCAAGAAAGGUCAAGAUGAAAGUGAUAAUGAUUCUAAAUCUAAUCUAACAAAACCUAACAAAUCUAACAACAAACCAAAUACACAAAGUACAAAUAAUAAUAUACAAGAAAAAGUUUUAUCAUUGCCAGUUGCUAAAGAUAAUAAAAAGAAAGUAGCUAAUGGUAAAAUAGAUGUCUCCAAAGUCAAAAAGCGUCUUCCUGAUGAUACUAAACUGGAAGGUAUUAUGGAUGGUGAUGUUCAAAUGAAGAAAAAGAAAGCUGCCGAUGCUCCUGAGAGUCCAUCAGAAAGUUUGACAAAUGAUAGUUUUCCUGCGAUGGAUGAUACAGAAAGUGUUGAACCAGAACCAGAAGCUUGUGAUUUUAGUUUUAGCAAAACUGACAAAGAAAAUACUGAUCAGAAUAAGGAACCUGAGCAUGAACAACCUCAGAAACAAGGAGAAGCACAAAUUAAGACAGACAAUUCAGAACCUAUCAUUAAAACAGAAAAAGAUGUUUUACCUCCAAUCUUUAAGGUAGUUCCUGAAAAGGAUGAUAGAAACAUUCUUGAUUUAAAAACAGACUCAAAUACUCCUAAAAAUUCAGAUAAUAUGGAACCAAGACCUCUUCCACUAUUUCCAAAAACUGAACUUAUUAUACCAAAAGUUACUCCAAUGUCCACUGAUGUCAUGGAAAAGAUUAAAAUAAAAGAAGAAAUAGAUACAGAAGAACACACCCUUAAUUUACAAAAAGAAGACUUUCAGAAAGAUCCUCUUGCACAUAAUUUCUCAGGUCAUGCAUUAAGUCAAUCAAGUAAGCCUUUGAAUUUAGAAAAUACUAAUUAUUUUGUUAAAGAUAGCCAUAUGUAUAAUCCUAAACUUAAUCAUAACAUCAAAAUUGAAGGUGUUCCUAAUAAUAUUUUUAACCCAGCAAAUAUGACAAAAGAUAAUUCAAUUAUAAGAAACACUAAAGAUUUUCCUGGUGGAUUGCCACCUUUUUCAUAUGCACCUAACAUUAAUUUCGCCAGUGAUCCCAAUAAACAUAACCCUCUUAUAAAUCCUUUGAAAACAGUGAUCAAGCUUGAACCUAGAGAUGACACAUCUGAAAUGAAAAGUCAAAAUACUCCUGAAAUAUUCACAGCGACUAUAUCAACUGCUAGUAAGGUAGAUUCACCUAGCACACCUCGUUUGGAUACUAUGCAAAGAAUCAGUCCAUCACCGACAAACGCAAGGGCAUCGUCGCCACCACAUAUGGAACAUCCAGCAGCUACAAACACUGAACCAAUUUCACCAGCAAAUGUGCAAGACAUGAAAUCACAAGAAUCUGAAGUAGAAGACAAGCAACCUACUGAUUUAAAAACACAGCCAAUCCCAAAAUUAGACUCUCAAAACUUAAGGCCUCCAAUCUUUCAACCAAGUGUGCGACCUGAAAAUCUUGGUGUAAGAUCAACAGAAACUCAAAAUAUUACACCUGUAUCUGUACAAAGUAUGCCUCCUCCUCUGAGUCAACCAUCAAUAACAGGACUUUUACCUCCAGGUCCUCUUAUAUCUGUUGGGAGUGGAUCUAAUGUUAAUCCUUAUGGAUUUAUGCCAGCUUCAUUAUAUGGACAUCCUGGUCACCCAGGAUUAGAAAAGCCUGGAUCUUUGCCUCCAUUAAUGCAGCAAGUACCUCCUUCACAUAGCCAUUCUGCAUCAAAUCUUAUAUCUCAACAAUCUAACCAAAAUGAUCCAGGUAUGCCACAGGACCUUAAAAUUAAACAAGAGGUGCCAGAUAAUAUGCCAGCUAAUUUAUCUACACAAAAUGUAUCUGAUCCUCUUCAGUCACUCAAGGAAGUCAAAGUUCCUGGCUAUCCAAUUGGAAGUGCUAUUGCUCAACACUUAAGUUCUGAAAGGGAUAGGGAGUCGAUAUCAAGCGUUGAAAAUAAUAGUCGACCUCCAAGUCAACCACAGAAUGAAAAUUCUAACAUGCCAAGUCCUUUCCUUGGCCCAAGAAUAGAAAGUAUUAAGAAAGAACCGGAUUUCCUUCACCAACCUCAUAUAACGCCGGUAUCAACAAGUCAAGGUAGUGGAUCAGAUACUACAAGCGCUGCCCCACCUGUUAAAAGUCCACAUACACCUACACCCAUUAAAAGUCAGCCAAGUCACAACGGAACUCCUGGUCAUCAACGAGCUACGACAUCGCCUUUUUCAAGACAUCUAACCAGUCCAUCUCAACCAAGGCAAAUAUCAGCCUCGCCUGUACAACCAAAUACACCAGUGUCUCAUUCAGCUCUAAAUUUAAUGAAUCCGACACCACUUACGAUCCCAUCUACUAUGGCUGGCCCUGUUAUGCAUUCUGGACAACAACCUGGACAUCCACCUCCACAUCCGUUUGCUUCCCCUCUUCACCAUCCCCAUCACCAUCUCCUUCACCCGUCCUCUAUUUUCCAACUUUCGGCUGCUGCAGCAGCCCACGCUAUGCAUCCUUACUAUUCACACCCCCACCCAGGCUAUUCAAUGCCAUACCCAUAUCCUUAUGGACCUUUGCCACAGCAUCAUCCCAUACCGCCAAUGCACCCUGCAUCGAGUACACCAGGAAGACAUGACCCAGUGAAACCGUCAACGAUAGAAUCAACGACUAUGCUUAGCGCACAUCAUAGCACCAGUUCAUCAGUAACCACGCGUUCUUUAAGAGAAAUUUCUGAAAGCUCUGAAGACCCCAGAAAUCCAAAUGCAACCACUGAGAGACAUCAGCUGCACGAAACCACAAUGACUCAUCACCAUUCAACGAGUCAUCACAGUGCUGUACAUACUAGUACAGAAAAACAGCCCAGCCAUGUUGGAGGGGGUACUAACCAUACCCUUUCAAUAUCUCAUUCUACUUCUAGUAGUUCAUCACAGUCUAUUCAGCAUAAAAUUAAUACGCAGCAAAAAUCCAGUUCACACUCUAGUUCACCACUUCAUUUAUCUGCCAGUGUAUCACAGACAACGAGUUCAUCUUCAAGUGUAAACGUAUCAAAUAAUCAUACUCAUCACCAUUCUCAUCAUCUGGCUCAUCAUCCAGAACGACUCUCUCCAGCGGACUCCAUGCUUCUUCGUCAUCAUCCAAAAAUGUUACCCGGAAAUCCAAACCACCUUAUGAUUCAGCCCCCAUCUAUGGGUCAUCCUGGAUUAAGCUUAGGAUUACCACCUGGUCCUGGUCCGAGCUCUAUUGAAAGCUUGCGGCUCCAUGCUCAAGCUGCGGCUGGUUUACAAGCUUCACAUGCAAGAUCAGGAUCUCCUCACCAGAUGCCUCAUGGGCAUCCGCAUUUACGUGGUCCUCCGCGACCAAUACCAGAAGAAAAUCCUGAAUUAAAACUUGAAACUCAAUCACAACCAGAAGAAGAAGAAAUACCAAGCCCAGCACAUAUACCUCAUGGACCUAGUCCAGAGCCUAAGAUAGAAGAUACUGAAUGUCACAGAUCACAAUCUGCAAUAUUUUUGAGACAUUGGAACAGAGGAGAUUAUAAUUCAUGUACACGAACUGACCUUAUCUUUAAACCGGUACCAGAAUCCAAACUUGCAAGAAAAAGAGAGGAAAGGUUAAGAAAGCAAGCCGAAAGAGAUAGAGAAGAGAGAGAAAAAAUAGCUCAACAAGCACAUAGAAAAAUAGCUACUCCUGAAAAACCCGAAACCAAACCUCCGUCUAGAGGUGCUAUUGAAACUAUAACGUCACCAUAUGACAGAUUUCCUAGACCACCUGGUUAUCCUGAUACGCCAGCUUUGAGACAGUUAUCUGAAUAUGCAAGGCCUCACGCUGGUUUUAGCCCUGGCAAUAUGCCUCGACACUGCAUGGAUCCUAUGCUACAAUAUCAAUUGAGUUCUAUGUAUGGAGCUGCCGGUGCUAGAGAACGGUUAGAACUCGAACACUUAGAGAGAGAAAAACGAGAUAGAGAAAUAAGAGAGUUGCGGGAGCGGGAACUGAAUGACCGGUUAAAAGAAGAAUUGCUUAAAAAUAACGUCGGUCAAAGAGCUCUUGAUCCACAUUGGCUAGAAAUGCAUAGACGUUACGGAAUGCCACCUCCGCCGCCACAGGGAGCGAUACCUGUACAGUUCGGUUUAUACCCUCCGGGUCACGGUCCCGCUGCACUUUCACAAUUGGAACGAGAGAGACUUGAAAGGCUCGGUAUUCCACCAGCGGGAGCAGGAGGUCCACCGCCUUCGGUUCCAGUUACGGGAGCCCCGCCUCAUCAUCCACACCAUCCGCAUCCCGGGGUCGCGGCGGCGCAACUAGAGGCAGCCGAGAGAUUGGCAUUAGCCGCAGACCCGAUGGUCAGAUUGCAAAUGGCAGGAAUAAACCCCGAAUACCACGCGCACACUCACGCGCACACGCACGCGCACUCUCACACGCACUUGCACCUGCACCCGGGUCAGCAGGCGGCACAGGCGCAGCAGGACGCGUUGAGCCUGGGGCUGGGCGCGUCUGGACCGUACCGGCCGCUGCCGCACCCCGACCUGCUGGGCCGCCCGUACGCCGAGCAGCUGGCCCAACAGGCAGCAGCACACGAGCAGUUGCAACGUCAGCUGCUGUUGGAACGCGAGCGCGGGUUCCUGCACCCAGCACACCACGAGGACUUCCUGCGCCAGCAGCGUGAGCGCGAGCUCAAGGUGCGCGCACUGGAGGAGGCCGCGCGUGCCUCGCGGCCG
Molecule: messenger RNA, 5493 nt
Organism: Brenthis ino (lesser marbled fritillary)
Lineage: Eukaryota; Metazoa; Arthropoda; Insecta; Lepidoptera; Nymphalidae
Source: the annotation of a GenBank genome assembly